Molecule: messenger RNA, 2489 nt
Organism: Telopea speciosissima
Lineage: Eukaryota; Viridiplantae; Streptophyta; Magnoliopsida; Proteales; Proteaceae
Product: conserved oligomeric Golgi complex subunit 4-like
Exons: 2
Coding region: 183-2414 (743 amino acids)
Source: RefSeq, a predicted model, not a curated record
UCUGAGAAUCUGAAUAUGUUGAUUCCUGCAAAUUUCGAGUUUAUGAGUCUUCUUCCUUGGUGUCAUCUUUUUCAUUCUGUUGUGAUCCUGGAAGUUUUAUCUGCGUUUUAAAGGGAUUUGGCUUGAGCCUGUCAGUAGUUCAGUGCCGUGAAGUGGUUUGGAGCUCGAGAAAAAAGAAGGCAAUGUCUACGACAAACAGACCAUCUUCAGUUACGGACGAAGUUCAAGAGAAUUCCGUUUCCUCUGUAAAUUUCGGGAGUUCUGAAGCCCUAGAACAAGUUCGCAAGCUUACAGAUGUGGGAGCCAUAACCCGUCUACUCCACGAGUGCAUCGCCUAUCAGCGUGGCCUCGAUAUCGAGCUCGAUAAUCUACUCUCUCAACGCACCGAUCUCGACAGACAACUCCUCAAUCUACAGAAAUCAGCCGAUGUCCUCGAGAUCGUUAAGGCAGAUUCCGAUCACAUGCUCGCAAACGUUCGCUCCACCUGCAAUCUCGCCGACCAGGUCAGCGGUAAAGUUAGGGAGCUUGAUCUCGCCCAAUCUCGUGUCCAAUCUACGCUAUCACGCAUCGAUGCCACUGUUGAGAGGGGUAAUUGCAUCGAGGGAGUGAAGAAAGCUCUUGAAACGGAGGAUUAUGAAGCAGCCGCCCAGUACAUUCAGACGUUCCUGCAGAUCGAUGCGAAAUACAAGGACUCAGGGUCGGAUCAGAGGGAGCAGUUACUUGCAUCGAAGAGACAACUCGAAGGAAUUGUUCGGAAGAGAAUGUCCGCCGCUGUUGAUCAACGUGAUCAUCCCACAAUCCUACGGUUCGUUGGGCUCUUUUCUCCGCUUGGCCUUGAAGACGAAGGAUUGCAAGUUUAUGUUGCAUACCUGAGGAAAGUGAUUACUUCGAGGUCUAGGGUAGAAUUUGAGCAGUUGGUCGAGCUUAUGGAGCAGAAUCCAGGUGGGCCGAGCCAGGUUGAUUUCGUUGGUUGCUUGACGAAUCUGUUCAAAGACAUUGUCUUGGCUGUUGAAGAAAACGACGGGAUCCUGCGGGGCCUCUGUGGAGAAGACGGGAUUGUCUAUGCCAUCUGUGAGCUUCAAGAAGAGUGUGAUUCCCGAGGUUCUCUCAUCUUAAAGAAGUAUAUGGACUACAGGAAACUGGUUCGGUUAGCAUCGGAGAUAAAUUCCUACAGUAAAAACCUGCUUUCGGUUGGAGCUGUAGAGGGACCGGAUCCAAGGGAGAUUGAGAUGUUCCUGGAAGAAAUAUUGUCACUGACACAGUUGGGCGAGGAUUACACGGAAUUCAUGGUGUCAAAGAUCAGGGGAUUGAGUUCUGUCGAUCCAGAAUUGGGUCCUCGUGCAACAAAAGCAUUUAGGAGUGGAAGCUUCAGCAAAGUCGUUCAAGAUGUUACUGGGUUUUAUGUGAUUCUGGAGGAAUUCUUUAUGGUAGAAAAUGUUAGGAAGGCUAUAAAGAUUGACGAGCAUGUUCCCAACUGCCAUACAUCUUCGAUGGUGGAUGAUGUGUUCUACGUUUUACAGAGUUGCUGCAGAAGGGCGAUAUCAACUUCAAAUAUUAACUCUGUCCUUGCAAUUCUUAGUGGUGCAAUGAAUUUGCUGAGCAAUGAAUACCAGGAGGCAAUGCAGCGAAAAAUGAGAGAGCCAAACCUGGGUGCGAAGCUGUUCUCAGGUGGGGUUGGUGUGCUAAAGAUGGGCACAGAGAUUGCAACUUCUCUAAACAAUAUGGAUGUGAGUAGUGAGUACAUCCUAAAACUGCGCAAUGAGAUUGAGGAGCAAUGCAUCGAGGUGUUCCCUGCCCAAGCUAAUAGGGAGAAGGUGAAAUCUUGUUUAUCCUUAUUGGGAGAGAUGAGCAACAGUUUCAAGCAAACCUGGAAUGCUGGCAUGGAGCAAUUAGUGGCCAGUGUGACACCUCGCAUCCGUCCAGUGUUGGACAAUGUGGCAACAAUCAGCUAUGAGCUCUCUGAGGCUGAGUAUGCAGAGAAUGAGGUGAAUGACCCAUGGGUCCACAGGCUCCUCCAUGCUGUUGAGACCAAUGCAGGAUGGUUCCAGUCGCUGAUGACAGCCAAUAACUAUGAUUCGUUUAUCCACUUGAUCAUCGAUUUCAUUGUGAAGAGACUUGAAGUCAUCAUGAUGCAGAAGAGAUUCAGUCAGCUUGGGGGCCUGCAGCUUGACAGGGAUGCAAGGGCUCUGGUGAGUCGUUUCUCCAGCAUGACACAGAGGACUGUGAGAGACAAGUUUGCUCGUCUAACUCAGAUGGCAACCAUCCUCAACUUGGAAAAGGUCUCUGAGAUACUGGAUUUCUGGGGUGAGAACUCAGGUCCCAUGACCUGGAGAUUAACUCCUGCUGAGGUGAGGAGGGUGUUGGGCCUUAGGGUUGAUUUUAAACCUGAAGCAAUUGCUGCUCUUAAAUUGUAAAUCUACUUCCACCUUGCUUACUAAUUGAUCUGUUUCUUUUAAUGAGUUAUUCCCAGUUUUGUGUUUUGGCUUCAA